This is a messenger RNA of Homo sapiens (human), 2783 nucleotides long. RefSeq names its product transforming growth factor beta 1 (gene TGFB1). Gene Ontology annotation, cellular component: neuronal cell body; cell surface; platelet alpha granule lumen. Bases 879 to 2054 code for a protein of 391 amino acids. Gene Ontology annotation, molecular function: protein serine/threonine kinase activator activity; type II transforming growth factor beta receptor binding; identical protein binding. The transcript is spliced from 7 exons. The record is from RefSeq and is a predicted model, not a curated record. Gene Ontology annotation, biological process: response to laminar fluid shear stress; positive regulation of cellular component organization; frontal suture morphogenesis. Lineage: Eukaryota; Metazoa; Chordata; Mammalia; Primates; Hominidae.
GCCGCCGCCGCCCUUCGCGCCCUGGGCCAUCUCCCUCCCACCUCCCUCCGCGGAGCAGCCAGACAGCGAGGGCCCCGGCCGGGGGCAGGGGGGACGCCCCGUCCGGGGCACCCCCCCGGCUCUGAGCCGCCCGCGGGGCCGGCCUCGGCCCGGAGCGGAGGAAGGAGUCGCCGAGGAGCAGCCUGAGGCCCCAGAGUCUGAGACGAGCCGCCGCCGCCCCCGCCACUGCGGGGAGGAGGGGGAGGAGGAGCGGGAGGAGGGACGAGCUGGUCGGGAGAAGAGGAAAAAAACUUUUGAGACUUUUCCGUUGCCGCUGGGAGCCGGAGGCGCGGGGACCUCUUGGCGCGACGCUGCCCCGCGAGGAGGCAGGACUUGGGGACCCCAGACCGCCUCCCUUUGCCGCCGGGGACGCUUGCUCCCUCCCUGCCCCCUACACGGCGUCCCUCAGGCGCCCCCAUUCCGGACCAGCCCUCGGGAGUCGCCGACCCGGCCUCCCGCAAAGACUUUUCCCCAGACCUCGGGCGCACCCCCUGCACGCCGCCUUCAUCCCCGGCCUGUCUCCUGAGCCCCCGCGCAUCCUAGACCCUUUCUCCUCCAGGAGACGGAUCUCUCUCCGACCUGCCACAGAUCCCCUAUUCAAGACCACCCACCUUCUGGUACCAGAUCGCGCCCAUCUAGGUUAUUUCCGUGGGAUACUGAGACACCCCCGGUCCAAGCCUCCCCUCCACCACUGCGCCCUUCUCCCUGAGGACCUCAGCUUUCCCUCGAGGCCCUCCUACCUUUUGCCGGGAGACCCCCAGCCCCUGCAGGGGCGGGGCCUCCCCACCACACCAGCCCUGUUCGCGCUCUCGGCAGUGCCGGGGGGCGCCGCCUCCCCCAUGCCGCCCUCCGGGCUGCGGCUGCUGCCGCUGCUGCUACCGCUGCUGUGGCUACUGGUGCUGACGCCUGGCCGGCCGGCCGCGGGACUAUCCACCUGCAAGACUAUCGACAUGGAGCUGGUGAAGCGGAAGCGCAUCGAGGCCAUCCGCGGCCAGAUCCUGUCCAAGCUGCGGCUCGCCAGCCCCCCGAGCCAGGGGGAGGUGCCGCCCGGCCCGCUGCCCGAGGCCGUGCUCGCCCUGUACAACAGCACCCGCGACCGGGUGGCCGGGGAGAGUGCAGAACCGGAGCCCGAGCCUGAGGCCGACUACUACGCCAAGGAGGUCACCCGCGUGCUAAUGGUGGAAACCCACAACGAAAUCUAUGACAAGUUCAAGCAGAGUACACACAGCAUAUAUAUGUUCUUCAACACAUCAGAGCUCCGAGAAGCGGUACCUGAACCCGUGUUGCUCUCCCGGGCAGAGCUGCGUCUGCUGAGGCUCAAGUUAAAAGUGGAGCAGCACGUGGAGCUGUACCAGAAAUACAGCAACAAUUCCUGGCGAUACCUCAGCAACCGGCUGCUGGCACCCAGCGACUCGCCAGAGUGGUUAUCUUUUGAUGUCACCGGAGUUGUGCGGCAGUGGUUGAGCCGUGGAGGGGAAAUUGAGGGCUUUCGCCUUAGCGCCCACUGCUCCUGUGACAGCAGGGAUAACACACUGCAAGUGGACAUCAACGCAGGGUUCACUACCGGCCGCCGAGGUGACCUGGCCACCAUUCAUGGCAUGAACCGGCCUUUCCUGCUUCUCAUGGCCACCCCGCUGGAGAGGGCCCAGCAUCUGCAAAGCUCCCGGCACCGCCGAGCCCUGGACACCAACUAUUGCUUCAGCUCCACGGAGAAGAACUGCUGCGUGCGGCAGCUGUACAUUGACUUCCGCAAGGACCUCGGCUGGAAGUGGAUCCACGAGCCCAAGGGCUACCAUGCCAACUUCUGCCUCGGGCCCUGCCCCUACAUUUGGAGCCUGGACACGCAGUACAGCAAGGUCCUGGCCCUGUACAACCAGCAUAACCCGGGCGCCUCGGCGGCGCCGUGCUGCGUGCCGCAGGCGCUGGAGCCGCUGCCCAUCGUGUACUACGUGGGCCGCAAGCCCAAGGUGGAGCAGCUGUCCAACAUGAUCGUGCGCUCCUGCAAGUGCAGCUGAGGUCCCGCCCCGCCCCGCCCCGCCCCGGCAGGCCCGGCCCCACCCCGCCCCGCCCCCGCUGCCUUGCCCAUGGGGGCUGUAUUUAAGGACACCCGUGCCCCAAGCCCACCUGGGGCCCCAUUAAAGAUGGAGAGAGGACUGCGGAUCUCUGUGUCAUUGGGCGCCUGCCUGGGGUCUCCAUCCCUGACGUUCCCCCACUCCCACUCCCUCUCUCUCCCUCUCUGCCUCCUCCUGCCUGUCUGCACUAUUCCUUUGCCCGGCAUCAAGGCACAGGGGACCAGUGGGGAACACUACUGUAGUUAGAUCUAUUUAUUGAGCACCUUGGGCACUGUUGAAGUGCCUUACAUUAAUGAACUCAUUCAGUCACCAUAGCAACACUCUGAGAUGCAGGGACUCUGAUAACACCCAUUUUAAAGGUGAGGAAACAAGCCCAGAGAGGUUAAGGGAGGAGUUCCUGCCCACCAGGAACCUGCUUUAGUGGGGGAUAGUGAAGAAGACAAUAAAAGAUAGUAGUUCAGGCCAGGCGGGGUGGCUCACGCCUGUAAUCCUAGCACUUUUGGGAGGCAGAGAUGGGAGGAUUACUUGAAUCCAGGCAUUUGAGACCAGCCUGGGUAACAUAGUGAGACCCUAUCUCUACAAAACACUUUUAAAAAAUGUACACCUGUGGUCCCAGCUACUCUGGAGGCUAAGGUGGGAGGAUCACUUGAUCCUGGGAGGUCAAGGCUGCAG